This is a messenger RNA of Paramuricea clavata, 330 nucleotides long. Lineage: Eukaryota; Metazoa; Cnidaria; Anthozoa; Malacalcyonacea; Plexauridae. The record is from the annotation of a GenBank genome assembly.
ACCUACCUAAAUGAAGGACGUUUCACGUGGCGUCAUGAUUCAGUGCUUAACUUCAUAGCAUCCAUACUUAAAUCUGUGAACCAUUGUAACCUUUAUGCUGACCUUCCUGGCUAUAUCAGUCCAUCUGUUAUCACCGGAGAUGAAUUGCGCCCUGAUCUUUUGAUAACACUUGAAAACAAAUAUAUUUAUAUACUUGAACUUACCGUCGGAUUUGAAUCUAAUCUCCUCACUAAUGCAACUCGAAAAAGACAAAAAUAUCAAGAUCUAAUUAACGAACAGCUCAAAAAUUAUGAAAAAGUGAAAUUUGUUAAUUUAUCGAUUACUCAUUAG